CCUGGGAGGCCAAGGGAAGGCCACCGUCCGGCUCAGGCCAGGCCUGCGUCCAGCCGUUCUGCCUUGUCCUCGACCUGCCGAGGGGGCCUGGUGGGGGCACGGCAGGGGCAGCGUGUGCAGGGAGAGGCCUGGAGGGGCAGGGAUGGGCUGUGGGCAGGACUCCGGCCAAACCCAGGAGCUGCAAGCGGGGCACAGUACGAUCCGCCCCCGCCCCCGUCCGCAGGCCUCCUCCCUCUUCCUGCCUUUCGUUACUUUCAGUUACAGUUUGGAGCCUCUGAUGUCAGCCUGCCUGAGCCUCUCCCCGCACCAAUCGCCACCUGGCUCCCCAACAAACCCUGCGAAGCCGGAAACCCAACUGCAAACCCAAACCGGGCAGCGGGCAGGGGGGCGGAGAAGCCCUGGCCCCGACCCGCCAGCUCCCACCCCCUCCGGGGCAGGAUGGAUUAAACAGACGCGUCCCCCUGGCAGCGACGUCCGAGGCUCGGCACAAGCCCCGUAGGCGGCCGGCUCCAAGAUGUCUCUGUGGAGCCUCGUCUCGCACAUGCCUCCGGAGCACUUCAGCAGCCUCUUCGGGGAGUUCCCAUGCGACCUGCGCAGCCUGUUGGCCGACUGGCUGGAAAACCAGCCGUGGGAGUUCAUCACCGGCGCCGACUCCUUCUGCACUAGCGCGGCCGGCGCGCUGCUCUCCGCCAUGGUGGAAAAGCUUCGCAGCCUUGCCGGUGGCAACGGGCAGCAAUGUCAGGUCCUCCAGCACAUUAGUAACCUGGAGAACACGUAUCGGAGAGACCCGCUGAGGCUGGUGGCAAUCGUGAAAGGAAUUCUGGAGGGCGAGAGAGCUGCCUUGCUCAAACGGGAUCGCCAGCUGCCGCUCAGCUUCCACCGCAGGCAGGAGGAGCUGAAGUUCGGGCUGGACCUGCAGAGGCUCCAGCACCGAGUUGGGGAGAUCCAGGUGCUCCAGGAACGGUGGAAGCAGAUGGGAGAGGGGACCAGAGCCUGCCAGCAGACAAAGCUGCAGGAGUCCCAGCUGAAGACAGAGGGGAAACUCCAGGGGAACGAUCUGCCCGCUCUCAUCCUGGAGGCCAUGAAGGAGCUGGAAGGCGCCAAGCUUCAGGUGCUGAAGAGGCUACACAUCUGGAAGCGGCAGCAGCAGCUGGCGGGGAACGGGGCUGUCUUCGAGGAGAACCUGGCUCCGCUCCAGAAGAGGUGCGAGAAUCUGGUGGACAUUUAUUUCCAGCUGCAGCAGCAGGUGGUGGCGGUCGGUGGGGAGCUGGGCUCCGACCUGCUCUCCCGGCUUCUGGAGCGGCUCAACUCGGUGCUGAGUGCCCUGGUUGAAAGCUCCUUCCUGGUGGAGAAGCAGCCCCCGCAGGUGCUGAAGACCCAGACCAAGUUCCAGGCCAGUGUACGUUUCCUGCUGGGCGCCCGGCUGCUCCAGGCCUCGGCGAAGCCCUACGUGGUCAAAGCCGACAUGGUGACGGAGAAGCAGGCCCGGGAGCUGGCGCUUGGCGGCUAUGGCACCCCGCUCAGCGAAAGCACUGGGGAGAUCGUGCACAAUACGGUCGCCCUGGAGAUCAACUCCACCAGCGCCACGUCCUGCGCCACCUUCAAGAACAUGCUGCUGAAGAAGAUCAAGCGCUGCGAACGCAAGGGCUCCGAGUCGGUAACGGAGGAGAAAUGCGCCGUGCUCUUCAGCACCGAUGUCACCUUGGGUCCCGGCAACCUGCCCUUCCACCUGCAGGCCCUGUCUCUGCCGAUCGUGGUCAUUGUGCACGGGAACCAAGACAACAACGCCAAGGCUACCGUGCUGUGGGACAACGCCUUCUCCGAGCUUGAGCGGGUCCCAUUCGUGGUGGCCGAGCGGGUGCCAUGGGAGAAGAUGUGCGAGACACUCAACCUGCGGUUCAUGGCGGAGGUGCAGACCAGCAAGGGGCUGCUGCCGGAGCAUUACUUCUUCCUGGCCCAGAAAAUCUUCAACAACAGCAGCGCCAGCCCCGAGGACUUCCACAACCGCAGCGUCUCCUGGGCCCAGUUCAACAAGGAGAUCCUGCCUGGCCGGGGAUUCACCUUCUGGCAGUGGUUUGACGGGGUCCUCGACCUCACCAAGAGGUGCCUCAAAAGCUACUGGUCGGACAGGCUCAUCAUCGGCUUCAUCAGCAAACAGUACGUCAGCAAGCUACUGGGCCAGAAGCCCGACGGGACCUUCCUGCUGCGCUUCAGCGACUCGGAGAUCGGCGGCAUCACCAUCGCCCACGUCAUCCGCGGCAAGGACGGCUCCAUCCAGGUGGAGAACAUCCAGCCCUUCUCCGCCAAGGACCUGCACAUCCGCUCCCUGGGCGACCGCAUCCGAGACCUGGCCCAGCUCCGCAACCUCUAUCCCGACAAACCCAAGGACCAGGCCUUCGGCAGCCACUACAACAAGGAGCAGAUGGGGAAGGACGGCAGAGGCUACGUCUCCACUGCCAUCAAGAUGACGGUGGAAAGCGAAAGGGAUCAGAAGCUGCCCCCCCCAGGAGUCUCCCCAAGUCGGCCCACCCCCCGGCCCGGCGAACAUGUACAACUUGCCAGGGCCACCCCCCGAGCAGCCCAUGGACCACCUGUGCCAGGUGCUGGCGCCCGACAUGUGCUCUUCCCCGUUCCCUGCCCAGAUGGUCCUGUCCCAGUUCCGCGCCCCGGACGAGGGCAACAUGAGCAUUCCCAGUGCCUCCCCUUUCCACAGCAGCCCCCCUACGCUCCUUCCGGCGCCCGUGAGCACCACGACCACCCCGCUACCCCUCGGCCCCAACGUCGUCUUCGGCUGCCAGUCCCUGUCGCCGAAUUUGCUGUCCUACAGGUACUUGCCAGGGGACCCCAUGGCCCUCGUCCUGGAGGACCUGCCUCCCAACCCCAUGGACGAGGAGAUGCCGGAAAUAGCCCCCUUCUCGCCCGCCAGCCACACCUCUCCCUUCGGGACCCUCCUGCCGGCCCCUCCCCAGCUGCUGGCAGCGAGCCUGGGCAACAACGUGGACUUACCCUCGGAGGACGAGAUCACCCAGCUCUUGUACGAGGCACAGAUGGAGGAGGGGCUCCAGCCCCCCACCCAGCCCUGCAGCUACGGCGACCCCAUGGCCAACCCCAGCUGGUGACCUCGCGGCGGGGGGGCCCCCGCUGGACACUUUGGAGAGCGGCGCCCAUCCAGGAGAGACAUGGCGAGGGGCUGGGGGGUCUCGGCUGGGACCCUCCCCCAGCCGGACUUGAGCCUGGGCCUGAGCCGCGCUUGGGGGCUUGGCUAGGUGUGCGGGGGGAGGGGGGAAGCGGUGUGGCACAUGGGGGGGGGGGGGCAGUCAGUGUUCCCCCCCAUUGCCUUGUGUUAGCCAAGUACAAACACCGCACCAUGGAACAUGCUGACCCCCCCCCGACCCCAUCCUGGGGUUGGCAACCACGGCAGCCCCCUUUACCCCCCCCCAGCUGGGCUGCUGCGGGGGGGGGGGGGAGGGCAGACAUACCACCCAUUCGAGGAGGGGGUCUGGAUUUCAGCCUGGGGUGUGUGUUGUGGGGCUGCCGAUUCCCCAUGCAGGGGGAGGAGCCUGCUCUCCAAGGGGCGGGGGGGUGAGGUCAGGCUGGCUGUGCCCCCGCCCCCAUCUCUGCAGCCUGGGGAGGGCCGUGGGUAUUAGCAGCUGGUGCGGGGCAGGGGGAUAAGGCUCCAGCUGGGCUUGAUGGGGGGGGGACACACGGAUACACGCAGCAGAUGCCCCCUACCCUCUUCCCCCAAGCUGGGGCAUGGCGGGCCAGGCCCAAGGCCCUGCCGGAGGAGCAGGGGUGGGCAGUGGAAAGGCUCUUGUGUGGGCUAGGACGAGUCACGAGGGAGGGGGCUGGUUUAAAGGGCCUGUACCUCGCCUCCCCCAGCCUUAGCCGCUAUCCUUCCCUGCCCCACAGCUGGGGGCCUGCCCCUCCUCCCUCUCACGUCACAGGCCCUGCCCCAGGGCCGGCCUGAAGCACAGCUGAAUGCUGGCCUGCCCCACGUGCCCCAUAAGGGGGCAAGGGGUAGGUGGCUCAGCCCCCCGCCCCCUCGCAGAGGGACAGAGGCAGAGUCGAUCCACGCUGCCUGCAUGGGGCUUUGCUACUAAAUGCUACAGAAAGAGAUUCUGCCUCAGUUUCCCCAUCCCCAGGGAGGCCAGAGCCUCUCACUCCUGCCCCACAGCCCCCUGCUAGCCCAGCGCUGCCCCUCCUCUCUUGCCCCCUAUGCUCUGCCGCCCACCCCCAUCCCAUCCCAUCAACCCCACCUUGCAGCUGGGGAGCGGGGAGGAGAUUAAGCCAUAAAAUAAAGUUUUAUUCCAAAAUAACAAAAUAAAUAAUCUACUGUACACGUUGCAAAGGAAAA
Messenger RNA from Chrysemys picta bellii (western painted turtle), 4354 nucleotides. Lineage: Eukaryota; Metazoa; Chordata; Testudines; Emydidae. The record is from RefSeq and is a predicted model, not a curated record.